Messenger RNA from Pleuronectes platessa (European plaice), 3148 nucleotides. RefSeq names its product protein Smaug homolog 2. The coding region runs from base 698 to 2719 and encodes 673 amino acids. The transcript has 14 exons. Gene Ontology annotation, cellular component: P-body. The record is from RefSeq and is a predicted model, not a curated record. Gene Ontology annotation, molecular function: mRNA binding; translation repressor activity; protein binding. NCBI's taxonomy places the organism in Eukaryota, Metazoa, Chordata, Actinopteri, Pleuronectiformes, Pleuronectidae. Gene Ontology annotation, biological process: negative regulation of translation; regulation of mRNA stability; nuclear-transcribed mRNA poly(A) tail shortening.
AGCCGCGGGGGCCCGCAGCCGUGGAGGAAGCCCCGUGAGGAGCCGCACGUCCGGGGACCGAUCUGCGCUUCUUUCAGCUGAGCUAACGUUAUUGCAUCUAUUAGCAAAAAAGAACUCGCUAGCUAAGGAGCUAGCGAUAGCACUUAGCUAUCCCUGCCCUGUCGUCGAGCGAGCUGAGCGCUAGCACUGUAGCCUAGCCCGCUAACCAGUGACAACUGACAAAGCUCAUUUGAAUUAUACGAGAUAAGCGUUACUCCCAGUGUUGGUGGUCUGGACUCGACUUUAAUCUUUUGUUGAUAACGUGUUUUUCACACCUCCUGCGAUUAAUUGUCCUAUUAUGACUCAAGCAGCAUGAACGGGACUGGGCAUGGAUGAUGUGAUCCGGAACAUACAAGAGUGAAAGAGGACAUUUCCUGUUUGUGUCAAUAAGAGCCACAAUUGACACAUUUCCAGUUUCCCUUCAUAAGACAACGUCCCAGUAAUUCACACGGCCGGUGAAUUCACCUGUCUACAGUUCUUUCUGCACCUGAACCAUGUGAGGGCCCCUCGGUCCAGUCUGAGGGGAUCCCAGGACUGUUGCAAGUACGACCCCGCUGUGCGGGGCGAGACUGAUCCUGUCUGUGUUUGAGAGAGCAGUCUUUUCAGUAGCCCCCUCCACACCCACACAUUCCUGCUCUCCUUACUGAGGAGACACGCCAUGAUGUUCCGAGACCAAGUAGGUAUCCUCACAGAUUGGUUUAAAGGCUGGAAUGAGUGUGAACAGACGGUGGCACUGUUGUCCCUCCUGAAGAGGGUGUCCCGCACCCAGGCUCGCUUCUUACACAUCUGCCUUGAACACUGGCUGGCAGACUGCACAGAGAUCCACAUCCUUGAGGCUGAAGCCAACAAUGCAGCGAUUGUCAGCCAGUGGCACCAGGAGCCAAAGGAGAAAGUGGUUUCCUUGCUGCUGUCUCAUCUGCCUCUGCUGCAGCCACGCAACAGUGAGGCCAAAUGUGAGUACAUGAAGCUGCUGCAGAAGGUGUUGAGUCACACCAUCGAGAGUAGUCUGUUUGUGGAAGAAAGCAGACAGCUGCUUUCCUAUGCUCUCAUCCACCCUGCGACCACACUGGAUGACCGUACCUCUCUGGCCAUGUGGCUAAACCACCUGGAGGAACACCUAUCAAGUGGAUACGCGCCUCGGCCUCAAUCCAGUCCCUACCACCCACGCCAGGGCUCAGAUGAGUGGCCCAGCUCAGCUGAGGCUAUGGAGCCUGGCCUUGCUUGGCAAGAAAAGUCCCCAUCAUCCAGCACAUCUCCUGCAGGCCAGAAUGGACACAUGUCAUUCCCAGGCGGGAUGUCCUCUCCCAUCAACAGCAAUAACACAGGUCUGGGUGGGCAGAUGCAGCCCAGCCCUCUGAAGAAGUCCAUGUCCGUUAUUCCUUCCAGUCCACAGGCUUGUGGCACUGAGUGGGUUAGCCACGAUGACAUAGGAGGGCGACAGAGCUUUAUGCCAACAGAUCACGCACCUCUGUCACCCCAAAGCAGUGUGGCCUCGUCAGGCAGCGAGCAGACAGAAGAUCAGGGCUCCGCUCGCAACACUUUCCAGGAGGAUGGCAGUGGCAUGAAAGAUGUUCCGGGGUGGCUGAAAAGUCUCCGCCUUCAUAAAUAUGCAUCGCUUUUCUCCCAGAUGACCUAUGAUGAGAUGAUGAUUCUCACAGAGCAUCACCUUGAGUCACAGAUGGUCACCAAAGGAGCGCGGCAUAAGAUUGCCUUGAGUAUCCAGAAGCUGCGAGAGAGGCAGAGUGUGCUCAAGUCUUUAGAAAAGGAUAUUUUGGAAGGGGGGAACCUUCGUAACGCCCUUCAGGAGCUGCAGCAGAUCGUCACCACACCCAUUAAGGCCUACUUCCCACCCAGUGCAACACAGCCUACCUUAGAAACCACCUCCUCCCCUUCAGAAGCCUCAAAAACAGGAGGUGAUAAAGAGCCAGGCUCAGAGGGCUUCCAGUCCCACAACCCCCCUCCCUGCGAUGGAGACUCCGGAGCCACACCUAUCUCAGACGGCGACAUUGCUGGACAGUUCACCCGUGUCAUGGGCAAAGUGUGCACCCAGCUGCUGGUGUCCAGGCCAGAUGAGGAGAAUAUCAGCUGCUACCUUCAGCUCAUCGAGAAGUGUCUAACACAUGAGGCUUUUACAGAAACUCAGAAGAAGAGGCUGGUCUCCUGGAAACAGCAGGUCCUCAAAUUGCUCCGCCUCUUCCCUCGCAAAGCUAUGCUGGACAUGCCUGUGUACCGACAGAAAGGUUGGACGUAUGGGUCCAACUCCCUCCCCACAGCCGGCUCUGUGAGUGGAGGUGUAGGGCGACGAGGGCAAAGGCCGUUCCCGAUGACCCCUCGUGGACUCCCAGCUGGUCGCAUAAGUCUUCUGACUCCUGGUGGGAUUGGCGGAGCAUCUCCACGCCACACACUCACUAAUCCUGUGCUGGCAGGCCAGGGUAGACAAAACCUGUGGUUUGCCAACCCCGGGGGCAGUAACAGCAUGCCAAGUCAGAGUCGCAGCACUGUGCAGCGGACCCACUCACUUCCUGUCCACACCUCCCCACAAACCAUGCUCAUGUUCCAGCAGCAAGAAUGCCAAGUUCCAGGUGCUGACCUGGAGAUCAACCCCACGCUGGAGUCAUUGUGCCUCAGUAUGACAGAGCAUGCCUUAGGGGAUGGAACGGACCGGACAUCAACAAUAUGAAGAGAAGAAAGGAAAAAUACACUUCAUCUGAGGCCUGUUCAGUUCCUCGUCACCCAGCACAAAGAUAUACGUAUGCUUAAGAAAACCAGGCAAAGCAGUCACUACAAAAUGACAAAAAACUGUGUAUAUGUUCUCUAAUAUUUUUGUACUUUAUUAUAUACAACUAAGUUUAUUAAAAAUGGAAUACAGAUGAUUAUUAUAUUGCAGGACAGAGCAAACAAAGGUUAACUGUGCAAUCUGCUCCGUGUCACCUGCAGGACUGUGACAUGACGUGCAGAGGGUCAGUUUGCCACGGUCUGAGAGAAAAACGGUCGAUUGGUGCUGUCUUAAAGGGUUUCUGCCCUAUGAGUUACUUUUCUUUUUUCUCCUGCCAUGGAGCAAGGGGUUCUAUCCAGAACACACUGCAUAACGUGUAAAUCAGACAAUGUC